Messenger RNA from Annulohypoxylon truncatum, 1950 nucleotides. RefSeq names its product Alpha/Beta hydrolase protein. The record is from RefSeq and is a predicted model, not a curated record. Gene Ontology annotation, molecular function: serine-type carboxypeptidase activity. Bases 247 to 1854 code for a protein of 535 amino acids. NCBI's taxonomy places the organism in Eukaryota, Fungi, Ascomycota, Sordariomycetes, Xylariales, Hypoxylaceae. Gene Ontology annotation, biological process: proteolysis. Gene Ontology annotation, cellular component: fungal-type vacuole. The transcript has 2 exons.
GCCACUGACCAGUCGGGUUCUCCUUCCCCGUCCCGUUUCAUCGCCCAUCCAUAUCUCCAGUGCUUGGAGCUUCCCCCGAUCUUCCCUUCUUGCUCAUUGUUAUUUGUAUCAACCCAUCGUCAACAACCUUCACUCUCAACUCUUCCAUCCAAUCUUUUCUUUCCCCAAACCGUCCAUCAUCAUCACCAUCGCCAUCAUAGUCAUCGUCAAUUCUGGUAGUUCGUUGAUAACUCGCUUGCUACCACCAUGAGAGUAGCUAGCUCCGCCCUGCUGCUAGGCGCCAGUUCGGCUGCCUUUGCGCAAGAACAGAAGGUCCUUGGUGGCAUCGGCGAUGCUGUCAAGAAGCCCUUCGACCACAUCGGCAGUGCCUUUGGGGAGAUGCCAGCUGCUGCUAAGGGACUCUGGGAUGAAAUGAGCCUCCUGGUCCCUGGCUUCUACGAAAAGGCCUCUAACCUUAUCUCCUACCCCAAGCCUCAUUCUCGCCGCCCGGACAAGGAAUGGGACCAUGUCGUCAAGGGUGCCGAUGUCCAAAGCAUGUGGGUUGAGACGGAUGGUGUCAAGCACCGAAAGGUCGAUGGUUCUCUUGAGGCCUACAACCUCCGAGCGAAGAAUGUCGACCCUUCCGAACUCGGCGUAGACAAGGUGAAGCAGUUCAGCGGAUACCUUGAUGACGAAGCUAAUGACAAGCACCUGUUCUACUGGUUCUUUGAAUCUCGAAACAACCCCAAGACCGACCCCGUCGUACUAUGGUUGAACGGCGGCCCAGGUUGCUCUUCCAUGAUGGGUCUCUUCAUGGAACUUGGACCGUCCAGCGUCAAUAAGGAUGGCUCGCUCAAGUACAACGACUACUCGUGGAACAGCAACGCGUCUGUUAUCUUCAUUGACCAACCCGUCAACACCGGCUACUCAUACAGUAGCAACCCCGUCUACAACACCGUCGCCGCAAGCAAGGACAUCUACGCCCUCUUGACCUUGUUCUUCCACAACUUCCCCGAAUACAGUGAGCAGCCAUUCCACAUCGCUGGUGAAUCAUAUGCUGGCCACUACAUCCCCGUUUUCGCCUCCGAGAUCUUGUCGCAUAAGAACCGCAACAUCAACCUACAAAGCAUUGCCAUCGGUAACGGCUUGACCGACCCUUACACUCAAUAUGCCGAGUACCGCCCCAUGGCCUGUGGUGAAGGUGGCUACAAGGCAGUGCUUGACGAGAGCGAGUGUCAGUCGAUGGACAAUGCUCUUCCCCGUUGCCAAUCUCUGAUCUCGAGCUGCUACGACUCUGAGAGCGUUUGGUCUUGCGUUCCUAGCGCCAUUUACUGUAACAAUGCCAUGAUUGGUCCCUUCCAGCGCACUGGAUAUAAUGUCUACGAUAUCCGUGAGAAGUGCCAGGACCAGGAGAACCUUUGCUACACCGAGACUGCCUGGAUCAGCCAGUACCUGAACCAGGACAAGGUCAUCAAGGCCGUCGGCGCCGAGGUGCAAAACUACGAGAGCUGCAACACUGACAUCAACAGGAACUUUUUGUUCCAGGGUGAUUGGUCUAAGCCGUUCCACCGCCUUGUCCCUGACAUCAUCAAGCAGAUCCCUGUCCUUAUCUACGCUGGUGAUGCCGACUACAUCUGCAACUGGCUUGGCAACAAGGCUUGGUCGGAGGCGCUUGAGUGGUCUGGCAAGAAGGGCUUCAACGCUGCCGAUAUGAAGGAUCUCUCAACCGGCUCUGACAAGUACGGAGAGGUCAAGAGCAGCGGCAACUUCACCUUCGCACGUAUCUACCAGGCAGGCCACAUGGUUCCAUUCAACCAACCUGAGGGUUCUUUGGACCUGUUCAACAGAUGGCUUGGAGGUGAAUGGUAUGCUUGAAGGAUGAUGAUUUAAGUCAUGUGUGAUUAUUGUAUUACGAAACACAAUGAUUAGGUUACGGCGAACAAUAUGUUAGAUUGCAUUUGUUUAACGGAG